AUGUUCGCCUCAGCGACGAUAUUGCCAAUAGUGCAUCAUCAUCGUCGUCAGCAUCGCUUCGCAUCUUCUCGCGCGAGUACUAAGACCGCAUCGUCGCACGGCAGACGAAGAAAUCAACUCCUCGUCGUCACCAACACCAACACCAAUUCGAAUUCGUCUGGCAUUUGUGGCAUCGAUUUGGGCACGACGAACAGCGCCGUCGCGAUAGUCACGGACUCUGGGAAAACGGAAAUCGUCCCGAUACCGACAAUAAAUAACGUGGAAACGACGAGAACGAUGCCAUCGGUGAUACAUUUCACGAGUUCUGGUGAAGUUUUGACCGGACACGAUGCGGUUCCUUUUUUACGCUCCGACCCGAAAAACACGUUCGGUUCGGUGAAAAGGCUCAUAGGAAGGAAAUAUCGGAAAGCGAAGGAGGAUAUGAAAUCGGUAUCGUACGAGUGCUGCUUCGACGACGAGACAAAAAGAGUGGGCAUAAAAGUACCGAAUUUAGGCGAAGGUGUUUCUUUACUUCCAGAAGAAAUAUCCUCGAAGGUUAUCGAGCGACUCGUUCUCGAAGCCGAGCGGUAUCGAGGUCUCGAGAGAGGGACGAUUGAAAAAGCGGUGAUUACGGUUCCUGCGUAUUUUGAUCAGACGCAAGUGGAUGCAACCGUAGAUGCGGGGAUGAUGGCUGGCUUGAAAGUGGUGAAGACGUUGAGAGAACCGGAAGCCGCGGCUUUGGCGUACGGGGUGGACAUCAUGAACCCGGACUUGGACGAAACGAUUUUCGUUUUCGAUUUAGGCGGCGGCACGUUCGACGUGUCGAUUUUAGAAGUUGGCGGUGGAACGUUGGAGGUGUUAGCCACUGGGGGAGAUUCUAGAUUAGGCGGGGACGAUUUAGACGUAGCCGUAGCGAAAUGGAUGAGUAAAGAGUGCGAUAAGAAAGGGUUGAUUGUUGAUUUUAGAGGCGCGUUGUUAAACGCCAGGAGGACGAGAGAGAAACUUUCCGACGUGGAUGUUGUGAACGUGCCUUUACCACCAGAUGGGAAAGAGGUAGCGUUUACGAGACAGAUGUUAGAGAAAGCUUGCACGAGCGUUUUGCGACGAAUGCGACAGCCGUGCGUGGAAUGCGCGGAUAGCGCCGGGGUGAACUUGGAACGUCUCAGGCAAAUCGAAGAGGCGAAGAACAAGAAGAAAAAUAGAAACAAGAUUAGCACGAGAUCGGCUGGACGGCCAUUUGAUAGAGUAUUAUUAGUUGGAGGAGCGACAAAAACGCCUUGUGUGAGAAAGUUUGUCGAAAACACAUUUUCGAGGAAACCAGAGUUGGAUUUAGUGGACCCGGACGAAGUCGUCGCGCUUGGCGCAGCUGUGAGAGCGGGGAGUUUGUCUGGGACCAUAGAUAACGUAGAUACGUUCAACCCGUUAGAAGCGGGACUUAUUCGAGCGUUUGCUGCCGCAAAAGGGCUUAACAAUACUGAAGCUGGCGGCGCUGUUGGCGAUUUGGAGGAUGAUGACGGUGAAUACGAUGAGUUUGACGAAGCGUAUUUGAACGAGGACGAGGGCGAGUGGGAAGACAACGAGAUCCCAGAAGACUUGGACGAUUUGAAAGAGAUGAUAGAACAAUAA
Bathycoccus prasinos is the source of this 1605-nucleotide messenger RNA. RefSeq names its product heat shock protein 70. The record is from RefSeq and is a predicted model, not a curated record. NCBI's taxonomy places the organism in Eukaryota, Viridiplantae, Chlorophyta, Mamiellophyceae, Mamiellales, Bathycoccaceae. Gene Ontology annotation, cellular component: cytoplasm. Gene Ontology annotation, molecular function: ATP hydrolysis activity; ATP-dependent protein folding chaperone; ATP binding. Gene Ontology annotation, biological process: protein refolding; cellular response to unfolded protein. The transcript has a single exon. The coding region runs from base 1 to 1605 and encodes 534 amino acids.